Messenger RNA from Sitodiplosis mosellana (orange wheat blossom midge), 3524 nucleotides. Its product is annotated as RING-type E3 ubiquitin-protein ligase PPIL2. The transcript has 5 exons. Bases 1002 to 2576 code for a protein of 524 amino acids. NCBI's taxonomy places the organism in Eukaryota, Metazoa, Arthropoda, Insecta, Diptera, Cecidomyiidae. Gene Ontology annotation, molecular function: ubiquitin-ubiquitin ligase activity; peptidyl-prolyl cis-trans isomerase activity. The record is from RefSeq and is a predicted model, not a curated record. Gene Ontology annotation, cellular component: catalytic step 2 spliceosome. Gene Ontology annotation, biological process: protein polyubiquitination; protein folding; protein peptidyl-prolyl isomerization.
UUGUGCAUUGGUAUUCAACGAUGCAUGAAUGUAUUGGAAUUGAUGUAUAGUACGUGCUCUCUGUGGCUGUGCGGCUCGCCUCUGUGUCUUUCUUCUUCUCUGUUCAUUUUGUUUUCACAUUGAUUUGUUGGAUAUAAUAUAGAGAGUCAGUCUAACGCGCACACCAACCAACAAAACAUUGGCUUUUUGAUUUUUCAUACCACAGCGCGCAUGAUGAUCGCUACAUUCUUUCAUAUAGUAGAGAGAAAGAGAGAGAAAGCAAUACGGGGCCGAUAUUUCGUUAUCUGUCGGUGCGUCGCACGAGAGAAGAAAAAAAUACAUUAGCUGCUACUAAUGCUGGUGCCAGUCGACUUCUUCGAAGUGGGUGUGUAUUUUAAUUAUCUGAAUACGAAUGCGACUUUGUAUUGUGCGCUGUAAGCACAGAGCAUCACUCAUACGAGGGAAAAACAUUCACAGUUUUCUCAUUCCUCUUUUAUAUUAUUUUUCCUUCUUUCUACUCGCUGAAGCUGGCAUUCGGAAUUUACGGCACUUUAUUAAAUCACAUGCUACGCUAACCCUUUUGUUCAUGUAAACAAACGUAUUGAGAAUUAUGUAAGGAAUGGACGUAUGCAUGAAACGGAAUGAAAUCGAACCAACAAUAAAAAAUCAUAUUUUGAUAUUGGAUAUUGGAAGCCUGGUUCAGAUGUUUUAAUUUAUUAUUAUCAAUUUGUGGCUGAUAAUUUCAUAAACAAUUAUAAAGACUUUUAACAUAAGACACAUAUUGCUCAUAUGUUUUAAGUAGCUACUUCAUUUACGUUUCAAAUCGCAUGUGAACUCACUUGAAUGAUGUGAACAGUAUUGCCUGAUACGAAUGACAAGAGAGCGAACUCAUCAACUUGACAGAUUGAAUUAGAUUGUGUAUACGACUUAGUUAUUUUGUGGAAAAAAGCACAAGCAACGCAUUACAUCCAAAACAAACAACUGUUUCGUUUCGACCAAAGAGUGAAUAUUCUCUGAUCAAAAUGGGUAAACGACAGCAUCAAAAGGAUAAAAUGUACCUCACGUACACAGAGUGGUCCCAAUUUUAUGGCGGCAAAAAAUUGGAAUCAAGUGAAGACGAGUACAUUAAAUUCAAGCGACUGCCAUUCGAUUGCUGUUCAAUAACGAUGAUUCCAUUUGAAACCCCGUACAGUGACUUGGAUGGCAAUGUUUUUGAAUUGGACGCAAUAAUCGACUUCUUGCAAACGUUCAAAGUCAAUCCCAUCACCGGCAAGAGCUUUGACUCUAAAUCGUUGAUUAAAUUGAAUUUUCAUCGUAAUGGCGAUGGAGAGUAUCACUGUCCAUCGUUAUUUAAACCAUUCACAAAAAAUUCGCACAUUGUGGCCAUCGCACAAACCGGUAAUGUUUUCUCCUUUGAAGCGGUUGAACAGCUUAAUAUCAAAACAAAAAAUUGGAAAGAUUUGGUAGACGACACGCCGUUUACACGCAAGGACAUUAUCACAAUUCAGGAUCCAAACAAUGUGGAAAAGUUCAAUAUUUCCACAUUUUACCAUAUUCGAAAGGGAUUGCGCGUUGAGACCGAGCAAGAGAAAUUGGAGAAGAAGGAUCCACAAGGUCGCCUGAAGACUGUAUCAGCUGAAACAAAAGAUAUUCUCAAUGAGUUGGAACGGGAUUUCAAAAGCAUUGAUAAACAAGACGAUGCGGCUGCUGGAAGUAGCAAACAGAUUGCAGAUAAAUUUAACUCCGCACAUUAUUCAACAGGAGCGGUUGCAGCCAGUUUUACAUCAACAGCCAUGCAACCAAUUUACAAUCAUGAAGCGGCCAUUCUAGACGACCAUAUCAUUCGAUAUGAACGAGUCAAAAAGAAGGGAUAUGUUCGACUUAAUACAAAUCUUGGACCACUUAACAUUGAAUUGUAUUGUGAUACGGUGCCUAGAACAUGUGAAAAUUUCAUGCGACAUUGUCAAAAUGGUUAUUACGACGGUACAAUCUUCCAUCGGUCUAUUAAGAAUUUUAUGAUCCAAGGAGGCGAUCCAACUAAAACGGGCCGUGGAGGGAAGUCGAUAUGGGGAGAAAAAUUCGAAGAUGAAAUUCUGCCAAAUCUAUCUCAUACAGGCCGUGGUAUAUUGUCGAUGGCGAAUUCAGGACCAAACACAAAUGGAUCACAGUUUUUCAUAACAUAUCGAUCAUGCCGGCAUUUAGAUGGAAAACAUACGAUCUUUGGGAAAUUAGUUGGUGGAUUGGAUACGCUCAACGAAAUGGAAAAAAUUGAAGUGGACAACAAAGAUCGGCCAAUAGAAGACAUCGUCAUUGAAAAAUGCAUCCUUUUUGUCGAUCCAUUUCAAGAGGCGGAUGAAAUGCUUGCCAAAGAACGUGCUGAUGAAUUGGAAAAGCAACAAAAAGCCGUCGCUGACGAAAAGAAGCGAAAAGAACGAAAUAAACCAUUGACAGUUUUCCGUUCUGGUGUUGGAAAAUAUUUGAAUACAGCAGCGACAGCGUCUAAAUCAUCAAAUCAAUCAACAAUAAGCACCGAAGAACCAUUGUCAAAGAAAAAGAAAACUAAAAAUUAUGGAUUCGGCAAUUUUGGUUCAUGGUGAAUGAAUGAUUUUAAUGGAAUUUAACAAAAUUAAUAAAAUAAGCUAAAGCCUUUAUUGAAUAUUUCAAAAAAAACACAGCGAAGUUUCAGUUUCUGAAAAAAUCAUUCCGCAUUCUCAUGUUCCUUCCAUUUUUUCUUCAUUUCAUCGAGUAUUUUCCGUUUCCGUGUGCUUUCAGAAGUCUUUUUCAUCUCUAAUUUUUUCAUUUGAUUUUCUACUGAUAAUUCGCCAUUAAUAUGUUCAUCUAAUCGCGUGACCAACAAUCUACGGGCUUCUUUUCGAUUCGAGGUUGCCAUCCGAUGUAAAUGGCAUUUCACAAUAAAUCCCGUUGGUUUGUGUUUUAAAACAACGCAAUUGUUAGUUUUAUUUACUGCUUGGCCACCGGGACCACUGCCACGAACCAUUUGCUCUUCCAAAUCAUUUUCAUCCAGAACCGGAACGCGAGAAUAGUCGAUGGUCUUCUUACUGUUAAGGACAACGGAGGUUCGAUAAGCACGUUGAACGACGGGUAGAGAUGAAAUGCUCUUGAGUUGCUUCGGUAAUUGAUGAUGAAACGUAUGAAUCAAAGUGCGAAUCAUUUAUACGACUCUUUUUCUCUCCAGUAGCGCUUCACCUUUCUGAAAACGGAGAUGGUUCAAUAUGAGCAAAUUUUUCAUUCACAAAGAUUGUAUCAUGAGUUGAAAAAAUACCUUAAUGUUAAACUCGAUGUCAGCGCUUGAUUGCAAGUCUUUGUUCAGUCUGAACUCUUUGCGUAUACGUUUUCUAAAGUAAGUCUGAUCAGUAAACUUCAAUUCUUGGCCGUAACGCAGCAAUUUUCGAUACAAUUGCAAAACUUCCCGAGACGUUGCUGCAUUCAUGGUAAACAAAUCAGCGAAAAAUAAAAUUGAAUCGAAAAAACUUUCAUCUACCACAUUGACAUUUCGUUGUCACAUGUGAUAUAUUGUAUCGGGC